GUCAACACUUGAGGAGGUUUGCUGCGCCAUGUGUAGGAAAUACUCUCCACAAUAUCAAUAGAAACUGUAGCUUAAUGUCCAUAUAGGGCGGUUCAAAUGGUACAUAAAGUGUACAUAUACGAUGUGUCCCUGUAAAACGUAAAGAAUAACGAUGUAAAACGGAUGUGUUUAUAAAGAUUGAUCAUGUGGAGGACAUCUCUGAGUGCAGCGUACCGUAGCUUUGGGUGCAGGAUUGUUGGACCAAAGGGACGUUGGAGCUUCCAUGUGGUGCGUAAAUACAGCGCUCCAGCGGUACCUGCAAGCCGGAUUACCGCACUUCAGGCGGUGGAUUUAUGGAAGAAACACUUUGCGGAGAGAGGCGUGAUGGAGCCGGACCACUCCAGUCUAUACAUUAUCGCUCACCUGCUCGGUGCUAAAACUAUAGAAAGUCUUGAGCGGGGGAAGUUAUCAGAGCUACUAAGCCCAGAAAAAACAGAGCAAAUGUGGAAGCUCUGCAAUAGACGCCUAUCCAGAAUGCCAGUGCAGUAUGUGAUUGAAGAGUGGGACUUCAGAGAUCUGACACUGACGAUGAGACCUCCUGUGUUCAUACCAAGACCUGAAACCGAGGAACUGGUUGAACUCGUGCUCUCUGAUCUGGAGAUGAAUUAUGGAGUUGGUUCAGACGGCCAGCAUACAUGUUUGGAAGUGGGAUGUGGCUCCGGUGCCAUUUGUCUCAGUCUGCUGAAGAGUCUGCCUCAGCUCAAAGUUACUGCUCUGGAUCAAAGCCUGGAUGCAGUGGAUUUAACAGGAGAGAACGCGUUAAGGUUGGGGCUUCAGGACAGAUUACAGAUUCAUCAUUUAGAUGUAAUGAAAGAUACAGAAACUGUGUUGAGCCUUUGUCGCCAUGUCUCAGCUUUGGUCAGUAACCCCCCGUACCUGUUCUCAGAGGAUAUGAGCACGUUGGAACCUGAAAUACUUCGGUUUGAAGACCAUGCUGCUUUAGAUGGAGGUAAAGAUGGUUUGAAAGUAAUCAAACAGAUUUUGACUCUGGCUCCUCAGAUUCUAUCAAAUCAUGGACGUGUUUACUUGGAAGUGGAUCCCAGACACCCCCCGCUCAUUCGACGGUGGGUGGAGGCGAAUGUGAAGGAGAUGCGUUACGUGGAGACACGACACGACAUCACCGGCAGGCCACGAUUUUGCAUCCUUCAGAAAGAGAAGUCAAGCAAGGACCACAAGCUGGAUCUGGAUUGAGAAACCGAGAUCCUAUUACACUGGCUUUAGCCCAGGUCGCCACAGCCUCAGCUCCCCUACCCCCACUGAGCCACCAAGCACGCAUUCACAGCGAUAUCAUUACUCCAAAUUCACCAUUUGCAGAGGCUCAAAUCAUUUUCAUGUAACUGUUGCACUUUUAAUCUGGUAACAUUUAUGAUCGUAUCCUGCUCUGCCAUAAAAAACUGUGUGCGAGGUGCCGCAGAAGCAGACUGAAAGCUGAAGGUAAUUACUGAGGCUUUUCUUAGAACCCUCCCUCUCAGAAUCUCUCCCUCCUCCCAGGAAGCAUUCAGCAGUUCUGUGAAUCCGCUGAUGAACGGUCCUCCCCUUCGCUCGUCCACUAGCUGAGUCAGAUGCAGGCUGUACGCAUUGUUGAGCAAAAACACACACACACACACACACACACACACACACACACACACACACAGAGACACAAUGUGGCCUUUACUUCCUCACACAAUCGACAUCUCUUGCACACUUGAAGCUCAAAGUCUUUGUGUUUCAAAGGUGAUUUGAAGCAGAAAAUAUUGUAACAAGUGUCACAAGAGCAAAUCAUCAUGUGCCGGUUAAUAAAGAUGAUGAUGACGGAUGGUAUUUUUUGUUUCUUUACCCUGUGAGUUAUA
Molecule: messenger RNA, 1871 nt
Organism: Anoplopoma fimbria (sablefish)
Lineage: Eukaryota; Metazoa; Chordata; Actinopteri; Perciformes; Anoplopomatidae
Gene: hemk1
Product: HemK methyltransferase family member 1
Exons: 11
Coding region: 184-1230 (348 amino acids)
Biological process (GO): protein methylation
Cellular component (GO): mitochondrion
Molecular function (GO): nucleic acid binding; protein methyltransferase activity
Source: RefSeq, a predicted model, not a curated record